AUGCCCUUCCAGACGACUACUCUCCUUCCCUUGACCGAGUCUGUCUCCUUCGUGCCUGACAGUCUAACCAAACCCGCGAGCAAGCCCCUCGAUUCCCCCAGCGACCGCCUGACAUCCGCGACUGAGCCCGAUUCCUUGUCUUCAUCCUCUCCCUCACCACCUGCCUCGGCCGCCUCGGACGCUCCUGCCCUGCCUUCUUCGCUGAGCCAGACCAACCCACCACCGUCUUCCUCACGCUCCGCCAACCACGCGAGACGCUAUACCCUGACCCGCUUUCCUCUGUUGCGGAAAGGAAGCCGCGAGUUGAGCAGGACACCUUCCACCACCGCGAACCCCGCCCACUCGCCUUUUCACCCUACAGGCGCACCACGACCCUCGCAGUCGAUUGCGCGCCCAUCAGAUCCUUCUGCUGCCCGCCAAACCCCCACCAACCCUCACCAAGAGGCAACCGUCACCGUCCCCGACACAAGACAGCGAGCAGCACAGAGGCCGGGAGAAGGCAAGCCUGACAAGAUGCACCAAACAAGUUCGCGGUUACUCCGCAUGACCGACGAUGAGCGUCCUUUUACUAGAGAUUUCGAGGACCUUUUCUCCACACUUAUGGUCUCACUUCCCCUGACUCCUCACCGCGUACGCUUUAGGAUGAUCGAUUUCACUUUCACCUCGGACGAAGCAAUAACCAACCUUGGCUCGCUCAAAUUCUCCCAAUCAAACCGCAUGCCAGACCCCAAAGACUCGUCACGUGUGGUGACCACUACCACAACUACCACCUUUUCCAUGGCAAAGGAAAUGGCUCGCUCCGUUUGUCAGAAGUUUUUGGAAGCCAAGUUUGUAGAGUCGGUAGAAGGCAAGACCGACUUUAUGAACAAGAGCUCCGUCUGGCAACUCACGCCCAAGGGUAUCCACAUCUUGGAGCGCUUCUGUACACGUAAUGGUAUUGCUUCUGCCCACGUCAGGGCCGUCAUCGAGUCUAACAGGAACCCGCGUCAAUUGGUAGUGCUUGAGCGCAACACUGAGACCGACAAAUUGCACCAUGAUGAGCAGACCGUAGAGAUCAUCUUCCGCCGCUUCAUCGGCACCACCGCAAAUGAGACCCAGUCGGAUUCAGAUUCUAUCCACGAGUUUUCAAAGUGCGACAUUGGCGUGAAACUAGUCAAACAUCGACCCAACUCUCAACGCCAAUACGAGUACACUUUCCAUGGGCGCAACGCCGCACAGUGGCUUAUGGACUGCUCCACCAUGGUUGAUCCACGUGAAGCUGCCGAGGUCGGUUCGCUGUUCCUACAGCUUAAGCUUAUCGCACCGGUCGAUCCCCGUAACUCUGAGCAUCAGUUUCAGCCGGUAAAGCAAGUGCACUACUACAUUACCACCCACGGGGAGCGUGUAGCAGGAUGGCUUCUCGAGGAAGUACCAACAUCAGGAGAUGUAUCAGUCAAGACACGAGACGGCAUUGCCCGCGAUUCCAACAGCAACCGCACCAACGUCAUCAUUCGUAAUCCGUCAUGGCGUCUUCUCUACCGCGAGUUUCUCAAGGAGACCAUGUGCGAGGAAAACCUCUCCUUCUAUCUAGAGGUCCAGCAAUUCAACAAGCAGUACAAGGAUGCUAUCAACGACAAAGGCGACAACAAAGUCGAGGUGAUCCGCGAGACGCUUGCUGCCGCUUAUGGUCUUUACAAUGCAUUCUUGGCGCCUGGAUCACCCAACGAACUGAACAUCGACCACGGUCUGCGCACGCAGCUCGCCACCCGUAUGACCCGUGCUGUUGGUGACGAUACCGCCAUGUUGCAGAGUCUCAACGAAGUUGCGUCUCUCUUUGAAAAGGCACAACAGUCCAUCUUCAAGCUCAUGUCCAGCGAUUCUGUACCAAAAUUUGUGAAGCACCCCAAGUACGCGCCUCAACUUCGCGGUCUAGAUGCCGCCGCCGCGUCAGCGUCAUCAUACAUCUCGCCAACCUCCGCUCGAUCAUAGAACGAAUAUUUCGCCAAUUUUCACAACAAAUCGAUCUGAUUGGUUUAUCUGAUCUCUUUUACAAGAUGACACGACGAUCUGCAAUUGCUUAAGCGACAUCUGCCCUUUCUGGAUCGAUUGCAUACUUCCCCUGUCAACUCUGUUCUGGAUUAUCACAUGUCUUCUCCUACUCCAUGCAUCCGGUCAUAGACUGCGGCGUUCUUGAGGGUUCUUGGCCAAAAGCUUUAGCAUCGGGUGGUCGUUUGCUGACUGCUUUUUUUACCACUUUUCUUUCUUUUUCUUACUACUCGUCCGCUGUCAUGCGGUUAUAUCGAUCUGCGUUGCACGUUGCCAGACAUGCAAUCGGAGUUGAAUCUAUUUUCGGCAUACACACUACUAAGCCUUGGGGAUAUUGGGGAACCUAGCGAGAUGGGAACUCAUUGGUCCCCCCGCGCUUACCCGUUGGUUCUUCUGCCCUUGGCUAUGGGGUUUUGUUUACUCGCAAGCGAGCUUACACGACGAUCAGGGGAGGGGGUAAUAGAUGGCAUGACGACUGAGAUGCGCCAGAUGGCGGAAUCAUCACGCUCAGCAUCUUGGGUGCGGCCGAGAAGGAUCAACCUUACUUUCGGAUCUUUAGUUCCUUUUUAUUAUUCUCUUGGUUCAAGACGCAAUCAUGCUAUGCAGGAGGCCGUCAAGCAUCACAUGGGCUUGUGGUUUUGCGAACAGAACACCAAUGUACCCUAAUAGGAGGUUUCCCACGAUACCCUCACCUAUAGAAGAAUUUAUGACGACAUAUACCUACUC
Messenger RNA from Pyrenophora tritici-repentis Pt-1C-BFP, 2751 nucleotides. Its product is annotated as developmental regulator flbA. The record is from RefSeq and is a predicted model, not a curated record. Gene Ontology annotation, biological process: intracellular signal transduction. NCBI's taxonomy places the organism in Eukaryota, Fungi, Ascomycota, Dothideomycetes, Pleosporales, Pleosporaceae.